UAAGUGCUCUGUUCAGAGAGACCUCAGCAAGUCACAAGCGGGAAGGAACACAAAACUGAACUCCAGAAUCUACAAUGCUGCCAUCCUCCUGGGACCUGUGGGACAGACAAGGGGCAGUGAGAGGGAGAGAAACUGAUCCCAAGAGCAUCCAGAGUUCGUGGUCUCGAAGAUCAGACCAAGACCCAAACAAAGACAUCCCAAAAGUCCUGCAUUCUGCAGCCAGCUUUGUCCUUCGGUCCUCAACGGCGAGAAUCUCAGCUCCCACUACUCUGGCCAUCCUCCUGACUUGCCUCUUCUCUGGGGCACAUGGCCAGACCCCAGAGGCUUUCCAGGCAAGCUCCAUUCCCUUCAAGGCACUCAGCCAGGAGCAGGCUUACAGCCUGCUGCAGCCCAGCCUGUUCAAGGAUGCCAAGGCACCCAACUACUCAGAAAGUCUCCCCAAGAGCAGCGGGUCGGAGCCACCCCUGCUGCCUGUCUGUGUGAAGCCUGCAGAUAUCAGGCACAUCUUCAAGUAUAUCAACACCAUCGUGUCCUGCACCAUCUUCAUAGUAGGGAUCAUUGGGAACUCCACACUCCUGAGGAUCAUAUACAAGAACAAGUGCAUGAGGAAUGGGCCGAAUGUUCUCAUUGCUAGCUUGGCACUUGGAGACCUUCUCUACAUCCUCAUUGCUCUGCCCAUCAAUGUCUAUAAGCUCUUGGCAAAGGACUGGCCCUUCGGUGUGCAGGUGUGCAAGCUGGUCCCCUUCAUCCAGAAGGCUUCAGUGGGCAUCACAGUCCUCAGCCUUUGUGCUCUCAGCAUCGACAGGUAUCGAGCAGUGGCCUCCUGGAGUCGGAUCCAGGGCAUAGGAAUCCCCAUGUGGAAGGCGGUGGAGGUGACGCUGAUCUGGGCAGUGGCCAUUGUGCUUGCAGUCCCUGAAGCCAUAGCCUUUGACAUGGUAGAGAUCAACUACUGGGACCAAGACCUGUGGGUGUGCAUGCUUGCCUCCGAACAGAAAUCCAGCUUCAUGAUGUUCUAUCGUGACGUGAAGGACUGGUGGCUUUUCGGCUUCUACUUCUGCCUCCCCUUGGUAUGCACUGGCAUCUUCUACAGCCUCAUGUCAUGUGAAAUGCUGAGCAAGAGAAAUGGCAUGAGAAUCGCUCUGAAUGACCACAUGAAACGGCGUCGGGAGGUGGCCAAGACUGUCUUCUGCCUGGUGGUGAUCUUUGCGCUCUGCUGGCUGCCGCUCCACCUCAGCCGCAUCCUCAAAAAGACCAUCUAUGAUCAGACAGACCCCAACAGAUGUGAACUGCUCAGUUUCCUCCUCGUCAUGGAUUACUUUGGGAUCAACAUGGCCUCUCUCAACUCCUGCAUCAACCCUGUGGCUCUCUACUUUGUCAGCCGAAAAUUCAAGAACUGCUUCCAGUCCUGCCUGUGCUGCUGGUGCCAGAGACCUGCUCUGAGCAUCACACCGACAGAUGAGAAGGGCUCUGUGGGGAAGUGGAAAGCCAAUGGGCAGGAGCUUGGACUGGACCGGAGCAGCUCCCGCUUGAGCAACAAGUACAGCUCUUCCUAAAGCAGAGAGGAGAAGGCACUGUGACAAGAUGGUAGGACACCUCAGAUUCCCUUGCACAGCUAUUUCCUGGCUGGGCUCAAAUUGUUUUUGCCUUCAUAUUAUAACCCACCUGGGUAAGAGCUAUAGCAUUUCACUGACCUCAGGACUAGCUCUGAACACAGCCUCAGGGCUUUGCUUGUCCAUCCUCCAGUCCAAGUCACCUCUGCAGGAGGAAGAAGAACGGGACCCAGCCCCUGUAGGACUUUUCUGUUCCUUGAAGGUCAUUUGUCUUGAGUAGAAACACAGGGUGAGGAGAUUGGAAAGAAAAGUAAAGUUGAGAUGUGGUCAUGUGAAGAUGGAUGUGGGACACGGAGGAAAGGGCAAGUAACCCAAGCAACAAUUUCCAGCUGAAAAAGCAAAGCAUUGUCCCUUAUGAUCUCCCUCUGCUGGAACAGUUUGUCCCUGGGCAGAGCACCAUGAUAAGACCCAGGUAUCACGUAGGUUUUCUAGACAAUCAGUGACCUGAAAUCUCCCUCAGCUCUGGUAUUGAGGGGUGGGCAGCAACCCAGCAUCACAGUGCAAUCAACCUGACCUGGGAAGCCCUGAAAGACCUCUCCUCUUUACCUGUUCCCAGGAAAUUUGUUCCAGGCUCUCCACUCAGGGAUGGCAUUCACCCUGCCUAUGUAUGGCACAAGAAGGUGACUGAAUGCAUGAGACAGCACAGCUUAGGAGUCCAGGUGUCCUCAGCAGAAGCCGGUGGCAGCAUCCAGCCAAACCACCUGCUUCAAAUUCCUCCUCCCCAGUUUCUGGAAGCCCAGCACUUCUUGGGCACGGCUCUGUGACACCAAGGUUCAGGCUAUUUGUAAGGAGGAUGCAGAUUCUGUUCCUCAGGGUCAAGCUAAGGUGGAAAAUACAAUGGGGAAGACCUGAUCUCAGCUGAAGUUGCUGUUGAAACUAACCAGAAUAUGGCAAAGAGCCCUCGCAAACUUACAAUUUAAAGUGAUUAGACCCCAAAUGCCUUCUCCAGCAUGACUUUCUAAAAAUCACGCUUGCACCCCCUGCCAAAACCUCAAGAAAAUCUGUAAGAGAUUGUUUCAUUUACCAGACUUUUUAUAAUUUUCCUGUUGUAUUUUUCUUCUCUCUUAUAUCCCUUUUUCCUUUCCUCUUUCUCCUUUUCACCUUGUCAUGGAGAAAAAAAAAAAAAAAAAAAAGGAAAAAAAGAAAAAGGGAGAAAAAAACUUGUAAAUAAAGCUGAACUCAUUCCAUGUGACAUUGUAUUUCAGUGAAAGCUAAGCUAAAAACAAAUAUUUUACAAACAAAUCAUAUUUUUGAAAGACAAUUAGGUUUCAAAUCUAAACAGAAGGACUGAGGGAUAUCUAGACCAGUAAGUUUUCCAUAACCUUACCUACCCACUAGAGUAGAUUGGCCUGUAUGCAUUUCACAGUGUUGCUGCUGUGCUCUGCCUCUGAGCUGGCAUUUUGUUGGAAGACAAAGUCAUUGGAGAAAAUUGAUAGCAAUGAAAUGUUCCAUCUUAGUAGAAGGAUUUUUUUUAAAUAAUUGUGCUCAUUAGAAAAAUAGUUAUCUGAAUUUUACAUAUUUCUGUGAAGAGUCAACCUUUAUCACGUUGAAACAAGCAUUCAAAGGUCCUCUUCCAUUCAGGACAGCCCCAGCUGUGUCAGCCUGGCUUCCUCCAGCUCUAUCCAAAUCAGCAAUAGGAACAGCCCUGCCACCAGCAAUGAUUGUUCUCUUACCUGCACACUGCAUGGAGACUAGCAGAUUUAAACACACUGUUCCCAUUCAGCUCAGUGAAGACCGAAGCAUCUGAAUGAUUCCCCAGCAGUGACCUUUGGUAAUAGCAUAAGGAGCAGUGCCCCAAAUGUUCAAGAUCUGUGAUUCUCUCCUAAGGACAGCCAGGCCCUGUUCAUACUCACAGUACAGACAGCAAUUACAUCCACACAGGGGAAUCUUUUUACUUUGCCUAACCUCCCGGACCCCAAAUAGCUAACAUCCCUCUUUAUGCUCCACAGCAAAUUUAAUCAUUUCUGCAUUAGCAGCUACUCUCAGAUCAACAUUUUCACCUUAAAUGGUUCAAAACCAGUCUCAGAUCUGCACAUGAUUAAUAUUACAACAAACAGACUGCCAUGAAUUCAUCCCAGCUCUGGACGUUGGUACCACUUGCUGCACAGCUGCUUAACACUGACUACAGACUCCUUGCCUUUCUUUCCCCUUGUGUUUUCCUCCCAAGUGUCUCCUAUUAAAACCAACAUCGUAAAAUUUGACUAAGUGUGAGAGGGCAGAGAGAGAAGAGAGCUAUCAGCUGCAAACAGCAUCCUUUUAAAACUCUUACACUGCAGUGGUAUUCACUUGGCCACUUCUCAAAGGUCUCUAUUAGGCUGCAACCAAGACCAUGUCAAACACAAAGAUAAAGCAAGGAACACCAGUAAACAAGUGCCCGUGCAGCUUAGCUGCUCAUGGAACUGCAAGUGCAAAAACAGCUCCCACCUUUCAAGAUCUUUUUAAAGUUACUCUCCAUGCUGCUGGGGCUUAGCAGUCACAGGACUGAGCCCAGGUGUAUCAGUCAGGUUCAUAUUUAUUCACCCCUUUUCCCUUCAGCCAAGCCAGACAGGAUCAGACAAAAUCAAAGCCACCACAGCCACUUGUAAAGAUGCAGGAACCCAUUGGCAUGGGCAAGAUGAAUCCAUUGCAGCAAACUGAAGCAAAAGAGCCUUAUAAUGAAAUGCAGGGUUCAGAUGGCUUCAGGACCUAAUGCCUGUGAACACAAACCCACUGCCAGUCUGCCAGAAACCAACUCUGUCAAUUUGUAUUUGAAAGAACAAUUUUAUUGAGAAAACCUGACAUUUACAUCCUCUUAUUCCUCUGUAUGUUAAUAAAACAUGUUGGUGUUUGAAA
Lagopus leucura (white-tailed ptarmigan) is the source of this 4442-nucleotide messenger RNA. RefSeq names its product endothelin receptor type B-like. Gene Ontology annotation, cellular component: membrane. Bases 75 to 1553 code for a protein of 492 amino acids. Gene Ontology annotation, molecular function: endothelin receptor activity. The record is from RefSeq and is a predicted model, not a curated record. Gene Ontology annotation, biological process: regulation of blood pressure; vasoconstriction; G protein-coupled receptor signaling pathway. The transcript is spliced from 8 exons. Lineage: Eukaryota; Metazoa; Chordata; Aves; Galliformes; Phasianidae.